AUGGAGAAGAAAUCGCUGGCACAUGAGCUGGUGCGCGCGAGAAUCGCCGAGAUUGCACUCCUCAAGAAGAAGCUAGAUGUGCUUACCGAGCAUCUGGAAAAGCUUCUGGCAGCGCAGCUACAAAUCCAAGCCCUCGUCGAAGAUCGCGAAGAGAACAGCUAUGCGUUAGCAGCCGUCUUGGGUGAU
This is a messenger RNA of Phytophthora sojae, 186 nucleotides long. RefSeq lists its product as hypothetical. NCBI's taxonomy places the organism in Eukaryota, Oomycota, Peronosporomycetes, Peronosporales, Peronosporaceae. The record is from RefSeq and is a predicted model, not a curated record. The annotation marks the transcript as partial. The transcript has a single exon.